AUGGAUUCAUCAUAUGACAGAAGCAAAACAAUCUAUGGAGUUUGGAUGAAAAAUGUGUGGUACCCUUCAAACGAUAAUAUUCACAGCGAUGGAUCAGUUAACAUCAAUAAAUUGAGCAUCGCUGGAAACCUGAAGGACAAAGACUGCACCACUCUGUUUCCUGAUCUACAAACAAGUUAUUCAGGCAAAUACUUCUUCAGAAUUGAGAACGCACUUUUCAAGGCUUCAGCUUGUGCUGAUUCUCUUCAAAUAUCAGUUAAAGAUUCUGCCUGGAGCCCUAACAUUAAAGUCUCAGGUGAUCUGAAGGAUCUGAAGGAGGAGGAGUCUGUCUCCAUCACCUGCUCAGCUCAGACUCCCUGUCCACACUCACCUCCUGAACUCACCUGGAGUCUCCAUCAAGACUCUCAGAGAACAGAGAAGAACCCAGAUGGAACGUUUACAACUAAAAUCCAGGAGAACAUGAUUCUGUCAGACACACAUGAUGGAGACAACAUCACAUGUUCUGUCAGAUAUCCUGUGGAUGGAGGGCAACGUAAGAAGACAGCAGAAACAAAUCUGACUCUCAGUGUUUCCUAUGCUCCUAAAAACACCUCAGCAUCCAUGGUGUCAGCAGGUACCUGGGUGGAGCUGAGCUGCUCCAGCAGAGCCAAGCCUCCUGCCAGAACCUUCACCUGGUUCAGGAACAGCAAACAUGGACCUGUUCUUGUUUCUGAAGGUCAGGUUUACAGGUUCAACGUCUCUGAGAGAGGAGAGUUUUACUGUGUGGCUCUAAAUGAUCUGGGGAACCAGAUGUCACCUGUGGUUCUUCUUACUGUUGAAGGUAAAUUACUCUUUUUAAAAAAAAAUCCAGAUAAGCAUCUACUGGUUCUCUGGGUGGUAGUUCCUUUAGUUCUCAUCUGUUUGGCUCUUUCUGUUUGGUGCUUCAGGUCCAAACGUUCAUCUCCACAACAAGAAGAAGAACUCCAUUAUGGAGAGGUGACCUUCAAGAGGAGUCCUGAAGCUUCCUCUGUUCCAGAGCAGGACGAAGGACAGGAGACGGUGUACUCUCAGGUCAAGGUGUCCAAGCCAGGAAAUAGAUCUGCUGCUCCAAAGGAUCUCUACGUUCAAGUUUAG
Molecule: messenger RNA, 1113 nt
Organism: Nematolebias whitei (Rio pearlfish)
Lineage: Eukaryota; Metazoa; Chordata; Actinopteri; Cyprinodontiformes; Rivulidae
Product: B-cell receptor CD22-like
Exons: 6
Coding region: 1-1113 (370 amino acids)
Source: RefSeq, a predicted model, not a curated record